Messenger RNA from Stegostoma tigrinum, 3557 nucleotides. It is a transcript of the gene gnpda1, whose product is annotated as glucosamine-6-phosphate deaminase 1. Lineage: Eukaryota; Metazoa; Chordata; Chondrichthyes; Orectolobiformes; Stegostomatidae. The transcript has 8 exons. Gene Ontology annotation, cellular component: cytoplasm. The coding region runs from base 264 to 1118 and encodes 284 amino acids. Gene Ontology annotation, molecular function: identical protein binding; glucosamine-6-phosphate deaminase activity. Gene Ontology annotation, biological process: N-acetylneuraminate catabolic process; carbohydrate metabolic process; N-acetylglucosamine catabolic process. The record is from RefSeq and is a predicted model, not a curated record.
UUUAAUCUGUUACAGUGGCCCCUGUCCCGAGGUAAUGCCGAAAAUUGUUACAACACCCUCAAGAUCCACGAUUAGGCCAGCCCCCUCCCUUUGCUAGAUCGAUUUGUCUUGCGUUUCUGCGGUUCACUGAUUGUGGGAACAAACUUAUCUGCGUACCAUGUAUCAGGCUUCAUUUUCGGAAGAGUUGUUUCGUGUUCUUCUGGACUUAUUCACCCCGACGCACAUGCGUUUGGCAUGUUUCCUUGAACAUAUAAGAAGCAGCCAUGAAGUUGAUUAUCUUGGAAGGUCAUAUGCAAGUCAGUGAAUGGGCUGCAAAAUACAUCAGGAAUCAGAUUGUUAAGUUCAACCCUGGUCCUGACAGAUACUUCACCCUGGGUUUGCCAACUGGAGACACUCCUUUGGGAACCUAUAAAAAACUAAUUGAAUAUUAUAAGAAUGGGGAUCUAUCAUUUAGAUAUGUGAAGACAUUUAACAUGGAUGAAUAUGUAGGUCUUCCACGGGAUCAUCCUCAGAGUUAUCACUCCUUCAUGUGGAACAAUUUCUUCAAGCAUGUUGACAUCUUGGCGGAAAAUACACACAUUCUAGAUGGAAAUGCCCCUGACUUGGAGGCAGAAUGUGAUGCUUUUGAAGAGAAAAUUAAAGCCGUGGGGGGAAUUGAGCUAUUUGUUGGUGGCAUUGGCCCAGAUGGCCAUAUUGCUUUCAAUGAACCCGGCUCAAGCCUGGUGUCACGAACAAGAGUGAAGACAUUGGCUAUGGAUACAAUGUUGGCCAAUGCUCGAUUCUUCGAUGGAGAUUUGUCUAGAGUCCCUACCAUGGCCCUGACUGUUGGAGUGGGGACGGUAAUGGAUGCUAGAGAGGUGAUGAUCCUUAUUACAGGAGCGCAUAAAGCUUUGGCUCUGUGUAAAGCAAUAGAAGAUGGUGUAAACCACAUGUGGACUGUGUCAGCUUUCCAGCAGCACCCCAAAACACUCUUUGUGUGUGAUGAUGACGCCACCAUGGAACUUCGUGUGAAAACAGUACAGUAUUUUAAAGGUUUAUUGCACAUUCACAAUAAACUUGUAGAUCCAUUGUACAGUAUGAAGCAAACCGAUGGAGAGAAAUUGACAAGUGCCAGUUGAGUGGAAUGAGGACCAUUUGAGCAGCAGAGAUUUUCUACAUGAACCUUUUCUUAUACAAGUGUGUCUGAAGGAAACUUAGCCGACUAUUUAUGCAUGCUUUCCUACACUUUAUUACUGUAUUGUCAAAUGAAUCAUUUUGUCAUUUUUUGUGGAGUGGGCAGAAAGGGAGAUAAUCUUGAGUGCUGGUGAACUGAGAAAUUAGCCCAUUUCAUCCAUACUCUGCUGUUCUGAGCGUAGGGAUUUCAUCAAAGACAGUGAGAGUGAGAAUAUAAUUCUGGAUCUCUUAGAAAAUUUAUACCACUAAAGUGCUUUGUACAUUGUGAAAACCUGUGUCUUCCAAUUCAGAUCUGUUGCAGUCCAUUCAGUAUAAUUUGAAAUAUCUUUUUUAAGAUAAAAGGGUAAUUAGAAAUUUUAAAAAAGUGAUUUAUAUUUGGGAAAUCACUUAACAAGGAUAAAGCCAUAGCAAUGUUUUAAAUUAAAGGUUUGUGCAGAUGUCGUUUUGUCGUGCUGAAUGCAAUCCUAUGAUUUCUGAAGAAGGAUCUAGGCCUGAAACGUCAUUUCCUGCUCCCCUGAUGCUGCUUGGCCUGCUGUGUUCAUCCAGCUCUACACCUUGUUAUCCCACAACCCUCUGGUGGCCUGAUUAUUGUUUCUAAUUCAACAAGUGACUGUGUUUGUAAAUUUCCUCUGCACCUUAUUGCAGUAGCUUUUCCCUUCCUAUUCAAAAUCCUUGCAUGCAUCUGAGUUUACCCAGGCUUUUUAAAUAACUUCUGAAACAUUUUAAAUGGUCUGGUUAAGGUAUGGGACAGAAGAAUACCACUGCAGGCCGUCUGGCUACUCUUGGUGUUUGAAAACUGUGAUAAGCUACCCUGUCAUUUUGUUUGCUGUUUCUGCCAAGUAUCCACCUCCUAGCAUUGAAUUAAACUAUAUUUCAGCACAGUUUCUCUGGAUAUUGUUCCAUUUCCAGGGAAGUUCAUGAGUUUUAAUGUGAAAUAAUGGCAUUUAAAUGGCCUAUUGGGACUUGCCGGCUCUUGAGUUUAAUUUGGUGCUCACUUGUAGAGUAUUUCUUUUGUCUGAAAGUCCCAAAAUUUAAACUAAAACGUAUCUACUUGAAAUGAAAUGGAGAGCUUUUCUCAUUCACUCACUCUUAUUAUGGGGCAUUGAAUUUUUGUUCCUAGAGAUUGACAUGUAUUGAAGGUAUUAUGUUAUAUCAUUGAGUAUUUUGAGCAGGCUAAUAAUCUGGCAUGUUUGUUGAAGGGAUAGGUUUGUCAGUUCUUUGUUGUGAACAAACCUGGAAAAGUUGACAAAUUUGCAAACAAAUCUAUAAGUUUACUGAUUUAAAGUAUCCAUUCAAGGCCAGUUGCUGAAUUCAUUUUGUCAAUUUGCUUUUUGAAGAACAAUAAAAAAAAUUGCCUUUCAACUUGAAAGUAGGCCCGUUACUUUGCACUGUCAUUUACUCACUUUGAGCUGAAUGCACCAAGAAGGUGCUGCAUUGUGGAAAGGCAGAUCAGGGCAGGACUUGUGUACUUAAUGGUAAGGUCCUGGGAAGUGUUGCAAAUCAAAGAGACCUUGGAGUGCAGGUUCAUGUUUCAUUGAAAGUGGAGUCACAGAUAGAUAGGAUAGUUAAGAAGGUGUUUGAUAAGCUUGCUUUUAUUGGUCAGUGCAUUGAGUACAGAAGUUGGGAGGUCACGUUGCAGCUGGUUAGGCCGCUAUUGGAAUACUUUGUGCAUUUCUGGCCUCCAUGCUAAAUGAAUGAUGUUGUGAAACUUGAAAGGGUUCAGAAAAGAUUUACAAGGAUCCUGCCAGGAUUGGAGGUUUGUGCUAUAGGGAGACGCUGAAUAGACUGGGGCUGUUUUCCCUGGAGUAUCGUAGACUGAGGGGUGACCGUACAGAGGGUUAUAAAAUUAUGAGCAACAUGGAUAGGUUGAAUAAGUAAGGUCUUUUCCCUGGGUGGAGGAGGCCAAAACAAAAGGGCAUAGGUUUAAGGUAAGGGGGGAACGGUAUAAAAGGGACCUAAGGGGUAACUUUUUCACACAGAGCAUGGUAUGUGUAUGGAAUGAGCUGCCAGAGGAGGUGGUGGAGGCUGGUUCAAUUACAACAAUUAUAAGGCAUCCAAAUGGGUAUACAAAUAGGAAUGGUUUAGAGGGAUCUGGGCCAAAUGCUGGUAAAUGAAACUAGAUUUAUAUAGGACAUCUGGUCAGCAUGAAUAAGUUGGCCCGAAGGCCUUGUUUCCCUGCUGUGUAUCUCUGUGUUUCUAUGACUCUAGGUGGCAAUGUUAUGGACCGGAAAAAACACCUUUACAGCAUGUGAAGGAAAUAUCCCAGACUCUAUACUUUAGUUAUUGCAAAGGCAAGUACCAGAUGUUGCGUUGUGGAUGUAAUUUGAUUGGUCACAUUACCAGUCUUGACCAAAACACACUUUGUUCGUACAGAAUAGCUAAAA